AGGACGGAGGAUCAUGCUUUCAUCUUUAACAGCGUUUAUCAGCCUACACGUAGAGCCUCCAAGCAGUACGACUGACUCGGUCAAACGCGAGAGCGUAAUUAUUACGUGUGUUGGGGUGGCUUGAUCAGUGCAGUUAGGUGCCUAAUCGACAUAGAGCCAAAUUGGACGCACUGAUAAUAAAAAAAAGUAGGUUCGAUAUGAGGGAGUUGUUCUUUCCCACCAUUACGAUGAGUUUAUAUUGGCCUAGAACAAUUGAACCACAGUUACUCACAGGGGGAAGGGAGGAGGAACUUACCUAAAAGAGGACCGAUACCUUUACUUCCAACGCACUACAACCUUACUAUGGGACGUUAUAUCAACCAACAGUUCGUUUUCAAACGCCAAAACGGUAAAGCUGACUUCACUCGAAAUGUUUCCGAGGGAUGUGUCCACUGCCUUAGGCACCGGAAACCCGAAGAGCCUCCAAUGAGCCUCUGUGGGGGCUGCAAGAGGGUGCGCUACUGCUGUAAGGAACAUCAAAGGGCACACUGGCGUUUGCACAGAAGCUUCUGCAAGCAAGUGCAAGCUGGCGUAGAUACCGUUGAUGAUUAUUACAAUCAACAGCGCCGUCUAGUCGAAGACUGGGUCGAGACUCAUCGUUAUGAGAUGAUUGCGAUGAUCACCUGGUACAUCCGUCGAAACGCGUUUGAUCGACGAAACGAUGCCUUCUUCGUCAUGCUCGACAAAAUCCUAGCAACGACCUUUCAGGUGAGGGGACCACCGCACGUGCAUAAAAUGGGACGUAUGCUCGAGGUCGAUGAAGCCGAGGCGCAAGACAAAGCCGAGAGGCCCAAUGACAAAAUUAUUGGGUAUUUCUACUGUUGCUGUAAGGAUUAUCCUCUCUGUGAAAACCGAACUCACUAGACACCUAUAGUCUCCAUUGUCAGGAAUGGACAC
Messenger RNA from Desarmillaria tabescens, 936 nucleotides. RefSeq lists its product as uncharacterized. The record is from RefSeq and is a predicted model, not a curated record. NCBI's taxonomy places the organism in Eukaryota, Fungi, Basidiomycota, Agaricomycetes, Agaricales, Physalacriaceae. The transcript has 4 exons. The coding region runs from base 343 to 903 and encodes 186 amino acids.